This is a messenger RNA of Pseudonaja textilis, 1736 nucleotides long. It is a transcript of the gene MORN1, whose product is annotated as MORN repeat containing 1. NCBI's taxonomy places the organism in Eukaryota, Metazoa, Chordata, Lepidosauria, Squamata, Elapidae. Gene Ontology annotation, cellular component: cytosol. The record is from RefSeq and is a predicted model, not a curated record.
AUGGCGGCUGAGGGAGCCGCUUCUUACUGUGGGGAGAUGAAGGAUCAGCGGAGGAAUGGUUAUGGACGUUACGUUUACCCCAAUUCCUUUUUCAAGUAUGAAGGACAAUGGAAGCGAGGGAAAAAACAUGGACAUGGGAAAUUACUGUUCAAAGAUGGGAGUUAUUACGAAGGUGAAUUUGCGGAUGGAGAAAUUGUUGGCCAUGGACUCAGAUACUGGGCAUCAACAGGGAAUACUUAUUCCGGCCAAUUCCUCUUCGGGGAGCUUCACGGGCACGGAGUUUUCCAUUAUGGAAAUGGGAGCAAAUAUGAAGGAGAAUUCUCUUACGGGGUACGAGAAGGCCAUGGGUCGCUGACGGAAAAGGAUGGAGUGACUUACCAAGGAAGCUUUCAUAACAACAAAAAACACGGAGGCGGAAAAAUGACAUUCCCAAAUGGAGAUAAAUUUGAGGGUGACUGGAUCCUGGAUCAAAGACAAGGCCAUGGAAUACUUCAGUGCCCUGAUGGAACCGUGUAUGAGGGACAAUGGAGAAACGAUAUGUUCAAUGGACAAGGCUGUAUGAUCCAUUGUUCGGGCGUCAUCUACGACGGGCUCUGGCAUAACGGCUCCCCUCUGGGGCAAGCGAAGACCAUGGCAAUUGUAGGACCAGAGGUGGUUGACGCAAGUCAAGGAUCAGUUCUUACUUUUCACGUCCAGCUGCAGACCGAUAAUGGAGAGCUUUCUAAAAGUGAAAGGGGCCGACUGCUGGAGAUUACGGCCAGGAACAGAAAGAUCACCUGUCCUGAAGGCUAUCAAACCAGCUCCCAUGAAUCGGUGGAAGCCAUCAAGAAGCAACCAAUUUUGAAGUCUGGCGAUUCCAGUUACUCUUUGAUGACCGUCGCAUCUGCAAGCCAACCCCCACAAGCCAUCCCACCAGUUGUCAGCAAAUCAGGACACGCCAGCCCUGAAGUGGUCACCUCCCACGAAAGAAAGCCAGGGCAUGAAACAAAGAACAAAGGAAGCCAUUGCUUCGGUCUCCCCCGUCUUCAAAGGAGCAAGCACGGCCUGGUCAUUUUCAGGAACAUCCCUUUCACCUCUCUUCUGGUCGAUCCGCCCCCUGACCCACAGACUGUCCAACUGCCUGAAAGAGAAAUGGAAAAGCGAAGUGCCAGGGCCUCCUCGGAGCAAAUAGAAGUUCCCACCCCACUUACAGCCAAGCGUAGCAGAUCAGGAAUGGCCACUGAAGGAUGGAAAUCUAGGGUGAAUGAAAGCUCCCCGAACGUCACCUCACCUCCGCCAGGCGAAUAUGUAAUUACGGUUCGUGAAGUGACAUCACCUCCGUUUCUAGGCCAACUUCUCCCACCUGUUUUCAAGCUUUUAAGAGUCCUGCCAAGGAAAGAGAUAGUUACGGGUUCCAGUAAAGAAAUCCAGAAAGAUCUUGGCAGUUAAAGGGAGGGGAAAUUGAUGGGCCGCAACCAAGCUCUUUCCCCCCCCCUCCCCUCCCAGAACUCUGGUGAGAUAUAGAUAUAUAUGCCCUUUGCUGACCUGGGAAUUAUUCAUCUAAUUUCACCUCCCCAUAACGUCUCUCUUCAUCCUCUCAAAGAGGAUCUACACAGCCUGGGAACCAAACAGCAAAGAAACGAAAGGCAAGCAUCUGCUUUUGUCAUUUCUUCCAGCCCACCUCAAUCCCAAUGAACUCUAGAUAAAAAUGUAAUUAUUCCCUUGACGGAGGCCAAGCUUUCGAUCCUGCUGGCAUC